AUAAAAAAAAAAAGCAAAAUGGCCGUGUUGCCAAUCAUCUGCCGUUUCAAUUAUUUUUGAUUAAUCCAUUUGUUAGAUAAGUUUAAUUCUAGUUGCUUUUAUAAUAAUUAAAAUAACUGCAUUUCUUGUACAUUAAUUACUGAUUUUAAAAGUUGUUAUAUUUUAAUUCCCAAAUGAUCUUUGCGACUAUGUAGUUUUUAUUAGUGGUAAUGGAAUCCGUCGAAGACUCAAAUAAUUGUACUUCAAUGAGUGAUAGUUUCUCAAUGUAUGAACGUUAUAUGAAAAGUUUUAACGUUAGAGACAAUUUUUACGACCCAGACAGUGCCUCUGCAUCUUCAAUCAGCCGUGAGAGUUCCAACGGUGGGACCAUUGACCUUUCUAUUGUACUACCACAACAUGGUAUUGCGAUUGAUGCUGUUUGUGAUUCCCAGUUUUACAAUGUCGAGAAAACUUGUGAUUCGAAGGACAAAUCGUUAUUCUUAGUCGCAUCUGUAACAUCAUCUCAUACCGAUAGGUCUGACCUUGCAGAUGCACGCAUUUCCGAUGAAUCUUGCGGAGGCAAACCAGUUUUCAUUUCAUCAAUAAUGGAAAACAGUAACAACGCGGUAGACAGUGUGCCACUAUUCGAAGUAAAAAAUGAAAAUGUGUUUAAACUACCAAUUACUGAACUGUCUUUUAAUGGAACACUAAAACAUAUGCAAAAAUUAAAACCUAUAGUUGAUCCUAUUACUGCAUUAAGUACUUUUAUGCAUCAUGACACUACGGGAAAAAUUAAUAAUGAUCUUCUCACCUGUAGUGAAGAGAGAAGUAGUGAUUCAAAAAAUGACAGACUGAUAAGGGAUAACGCUGACUACCAGUACCAAAAUAUGGAACAAAAGGAUUCUGAUUUAGAUAGCACCUCAAAAUGGAAUGAUCAAAGCUUCUCCUCUCUAGAAGCUUCAUUUGACAGUGGAGUGAGAUCUCCUGACAUAUUCUCUGACGGUGAAGAUAUUGUGGUAGAGUCGGAGACAAAAAAAUUUUGGACAUUUUUACAAAAUGUUGAAUUAUAUGACAAGAAGAAAUUAAAAAAAAUUCAGGAAACCUUACAAGGUGUCUUGCCACCACCCUCUGUGACUACUAUAAAAAUUGAUGUAACAGAUAUGCUACGAAAGUAUUACACUCAUCUACCACAAUUUAAUACCACUGAAAUUUUAAAUACAAACGAAAACUCUAUGACUCCUACCAAAAAAGUUUCCUUUAUACAAAUCCCAGAAACAUAUGAUUCUAUACAAGAAAUAACUGAAAGUAAAACAAAAGAUGUGAUAAUAGAUAUUUGUAGUACAAAACAUCAGGAAGUAUUAUCAAAGGCUAUACAAGUUGAGGAGAUUCAGAGUUCUGAUACAGAAGCUCAAAAAAUUAAGGAGUCCUGUGAGAACACAUCUAAGUCCGACUUCGCUUCAAGUUCGCAUGACCGAAGUAUUGAUUUACAAUUGUGUUUAGAAACAGACGUUAAGGAGAGCUUGUGGCCUGAUAUUUUGAAAUGCAGAUAUCACGAUGUUUACUACAAUCUAAGUAGUCAUCGCGAAAACUAUGAAAUGCUACUACAACGCUACGCAGAGAGAUUCAUCGGCGCAGAGACAGACACGAGUGUCAACAUUCACUCCGGCGGAACGCAGUCCCCGACCAGCGCUAGCAAACGGAAAGCUUUACGGCUCAAGUUGGCCCAAGCCAAGUCCCCCGGCCGGAGGCUGUCUCACUUGGCCCGGCGCCGCCAGGCUUUCUGCAGCGCCGCCACCGUCGGCCAAAAGGCCCACCAGUCGAGCAGAAUGGUCCUCAUCGACAAGAAUUACUUUCCGCACAGAAAAGUCGUCAACUCGGCGGACAGGCACGGGAAGACCCGGCGGACUCCCGGCAAGAAGACGCCGAGGAAGACCCCCGAGGCGGGCGGAUCCAGCAAAAAGAAGGCCGCGAGGCGCCUGCUCAUGGACGAGGCUCCCAAGCGAGCCCUGUUCGUGAGCGCCGAGGGCGCGGCCCUAGGCCUCUCGGCGCCGAAGCCGCUCGGCAAGUCCCGGCGGUCGCUGUUCGGGUCGCCCGUCGGUCAGACCGAGAGCAAAAGCACGGACGGGACGUUCAAGAGGAAGAGGGAAGACGACGACGGAGAUUCGAAGAGGGUGAAAAUGGCGAAGAGCUUAUCCUUCGGAGGCGACUCUUCCGAAUACCCGCAUUCGCUCGUGCCCCUCCAGAGGCGCGCUUCGGAGUUGCUGUCCUCCAAGAACAGCGCCGAGCUCAACGAUUCGCACAAGAAGAAGCUGCUGUGGGCCGUGUCGGAAGCGCUGCGGACGCACGGCUGGCGCAUGUCGUGCCCCGGCUUCCGCGAGAAGGCCUCGCAGUUGGCGCGCCUCACGCGCAGACUGCUCACGCUGCCGCCGCACGCGCACCGCCUGGCCGCGCCCGCGCUCUCCACCUCCGAGACCCUGCUCAAACUCGCCCGCCGAUACGCGUUCGCCGUCAUCCGAGGCCGCACCGUCGAGGAGUGCUUCCGGGACGAGGAGACGAGGCUGGCCGACGAGGGGAAGGAGCUCGUCUCUCGGCUCGGCCGGCCCGCGACCGCGGACUCGUACCCGACCGUCCUCGAGAGGUUCGCUCGUGGAUCGAGCUCGACGCCUUCCUUCGAGGACGCCGCCCGAGCCCGAGCCAAGCGGCAGAUCUCCUUCGACGGGGCGGACUUCGCCGACGCGUCGUAGCUUUUUACGAAUAAUUUCUAAGUUACACUUUGGUAAUUUAGGUAAAAAGUCGACCGCUCGCGGGUGUGCUAUGUGUAUAUUUGACGCGGAGCGCGAGGGGAAAUUCAGACGACGUUCGUCGGAAACCAGUGCAUAGACGUGGAUUGUAUCGAUAUAGGUAAUAAAUUAUUUUCAAAUAUA
Messenger RNA from Pieris napi, 2903 nucleotides. RefSeq lists its product as uncharacterized. Lineage: Eukaryota; Metazoa; Arthropoda; Insecta; Lepidoptera; Pieridae. Bases 210 to 2723 code for a protein of 837 amino acids. The record is from RefSeq and is a predicted model, not a curated record. The transcript has 8 exons.